Messenger RNA from Rotaria sordida, 1465 nucleotides. NCBI's taxonomy places the organism in Eukaryota, Metazoa, Rotifera, Eurotatoria, Philodinida, Philodinidae. The record is from the annotation of a GenBank genome assembly.
AUGCAAAAAAUCGUAGAAGAACCAUUUUCAAUUAAUAUUUUUACUACAAGUACUAAUACAGGUACAUCAGCAAUGGGUACAUCAACAAUGGGUGUAAAUGGUCAGUUUGCGUUCUCUCAAGUUUUGAUUGAUUGUCUUCAACGGCUAGAGUCCAAUAAAAUAGAUAAAGAAGAGCUUAUUCAUCUUUGUAAACAGGAAUAUAAAGAGAACGAUUUUGAAUUGAGCUAUAUUGAUGAAUUUGAAAAUAGUUAUUCACCUAACCAAGUCUUGUGGUGGUACACAAGACAGUCAUUCUUCUACAAAACUCUCAAUGCUGCUCUACGUAACCAAGAUAUUCAUUUAAUUUUUCUAUUACGUGCAAUUAUUUCGGAUAUGCAUUGUCAAUUGAAAAAUAAUCAAGCUGAAAAUCGUCUACAAGUUUAUCGAGGCCAGAUGAUGUCAAGUGAUGAAUUGCAAACUUUGAAACAAUACCUGGAUCAAUUUAUAUCAGUGAAUUCAUUUCUUUCCACCAGUAUGGACAAACAGAGAGCUCUUACAUUCCUGAACCCUACUAAUGCUACAGACCGUUUAGAACGGGUAUUGUUUGAAAUCGAUGCUGAUCCUACAAUGGCCACUACAAAACCAUUCGCUGAUAUCAGUCCGUUUAGUCAAUUUCCCAGAGAAGCAGAAAUACUUUUUAUGCUUGGUUCUAUUUUUCGUUUAAAAAGCAUCCAUCGCAGUGGCGACAGUCAAGUAUGGGUUAUCCGAAUGGUUUUAUGUAGUGAUAAUGAACACGAAUUAAAAUAUGUUCUUAUGAAUAUGAAACAACAACUUGGAAGUGGAAAAACAGAUCUUCGAACAUUAGCAAGAUUACUGUCAGAGAUGAAUAAAACUGAUUUGGCUGAAAAAUAUUUUAUGCGCUUGUUAGAACAACUUCCACCCAGUGACCCAAUACUUUAUGAUUUGUAUCAGGAUCUUGGUAAACUCGCAUCACAAGUCGGUAACUUUGGCAAGAGUAUGAAAUGGCGUCAAAAAGCUAUUGCACUGCAACAAAAAAAUGAGCUAGCAGCCACAGGAUGUCAAUUCAAUGAAAAGACUAAUGAAGCAGUCGUAAGUCAAGUGAAAUAUAACAGCAAGAACGUUAGGAUGCUGUGUGAUGCCCUCACAAAAGGUUCCAAUAUUGUGAAGCUGACAUGUCAAAAAUGCUCAUUCUCCAAGGAUGCUCUUGACAUUCUGCUUGAUAUCGUCAUUAAUCAGUCUUCGAUUCGUUGUCUAAAUAUGAUCACUAUUGAUAUUUACAAAUCUAUUUUGUGGUCAGAAUAUACCUGCAAAUAUAUGGUCACAGAGUUCAAUAAUGAAGUAUUGAAAGUUCGCUUCUACGACAUAUACCAACAUGGAAACGCACAAAUGCUCACUCAGCUUUUGCUACAAAACAAGAAGCAUCGAAAGUUGGACUUUUGUGCAUGGGAAUUUCUUUGGCAUGAAC